ACGAGCAGUUCACUGCUGGCUAACUGGUCGGAGAAGUCGGUAAAGCCGAGUCUGAGCGCGACGGCCCGGUUCAUCGAGAGAAACGUGUUCGAGAGCUAACGACACUGAAUUAAGACUUCUGACAUACGUACGCGUACAUAUAUACUACAAAUACACAGAUACUGAUAUAUAAAUAUAUAUACAUAUAUAUACACACACGUACAGAUAUAUAUAUUGUAUAUAUUUAUGUAAACGUAUAUACAUACAUAAGAAAGACAGAAACAUCAACCGUUGGCGAACCAACUGAAUAAUUACGGGUAUAUACGCGCGUGCAUACCGGUCAGGUGCGCGAAAACAUAACCGUAGUGGAAGCUCGGGGCGGUCCAGAGUUUGGCAAACUGAUCGAGCCAUUAUCGGUACUUCUCAGUGAUCACUACGAUCCAGGAUGAUCGUCCUCGCGUGGUCCUUGUUUGUGCUGGUUUCGUUACUCGUCGCCACCAAUCAAGCGUUUCUCGCUGCUCCCGUAUCAGUUCACGGAGCGCCGAGUUACGAUGUCACUAGCGUUCAGUCACGAUUGGAGACCAACGAGGUGAUUCAUAAAGUUAAUAACAAUCACCAACAGCCGGUCGAUUUGAGAAACGAUGAUCGUGACGAUGGACAAACGCUCUAUGUGAUCGAGUUCGAGUCUGAAUCGAACGAGAAAGAAGGCAAUAAAGGGAAAGACCCGUCUCUCGGCGGAUUUCUUUUUGUUUCAGUGGACAAUGACGGUCAAAAUCCUCUAGACCCAUGGUCGAUCGUCUGGUACAUCGGAUCCUUCGGAGGUUUAGUCGCCUUUUUUCUAAUCGUCAGUUGUUCAGAAUGGUGUUGUCGUCGUGGUGGACGACCGUUAACAGUCCCCUAUACUCAACGAGCUGAAGCAAUAAACGGACCAGUAGUAACAGAAACACCGCCUCCGCCAUAUCAUUUAUUCGCACCACCGCCAUACGAUUCCGUAAAUUACGGUGAAAUCGUGGACAAAACAGCCGGAGAGAAAUUGGACAUCUACGUGAUAUCCGUGCCGAUUCAUAGACCUGUGGUCCAGGCUCCAGCCUAAGGUUUUCCCAAAGAGUUCCUCGAACAGAGGAUUGCGGCCGAAUCAAGAUCGAAACGACAAAGAAGAAGAAGAUACAGUGUAUUGUGUCGCUUCUGAAGGAUUUGUCGAAGCUUCCUCGUUGGUAUUCCCCUUUAACCGGGAGCAUUUUGACAAUCGUCUACUGAUCCAUGUGCAAGGUUCGUUGAAAACGAGCUGUGGAUCAAGGAAGAAUGCAGGACGAGCUUAAUGAAUGUGUAACGUGUUGGUUGAACUUUGAGAACGUUUUAAGUAUUGUGAAUACUCGAAAGGACGAAGAAAACUCUUGCUCAUGACGAAGAUAAGCUUGAAAAAUAUGCUCGGAUCCUGCAGAUAUUUUAAAGGUCGAACAAGAUAUCUGUUCGUGAUAGAGAAAAUACUCUUCAUAAGACAUGUUGUUUGAAUUUUGAGUACCUUUACUUGAAGACAAUUUGAGUAUACGUAUGACGAGUCUUUGAAAGGACGAAGAAGAUUCUUGUUCAUGGUAGAAGGAACAAACAAUCUUCUCGAAUUAUUAAUUGCAUCUAGGAACGAGAAAGCACGAGAAGAAGCUUCGAAUCUCUACGACGCUCGACGAAAAUCGAGUUCAUAAGAAAUCCCAGAGAGGGAAAAUUUCAACACAUUGUUAACGAAUAUUUAAAGAGAAACUCUCUAUCUUUGUGAGUGUGGACGAAGAAAAACGAAGUCGAUGAACAAUCAAUUAAAGCAAUUAAUAGAGACUUAAAGAUACCAGCGAGGGAGAAGAGCAAAAACGACUAUGAGAAAUCUCAUCGUACACUCCGAUGUAGGUCCAACUGCGAAGCAAUGUUCUCUGUGAUGAUGUUCGUGAAACGAACUGAAAUUAGAACUAGAGACAAUCUUUUCGCGUGUGCUUUUAAAGUAAACCCGUUGUGCGGGUGCCAAUCAAGGAACUUUACUUUCUCUUUCCUUUAAGUCGAGUGAAAGAUUAACAAGAUGCAAAUAACGUGUAAAUCCAAGCUCGAUCUCGUUCGAGGGCCGUGCAAAGAAUUAGAAUGAAUCGCGUGUUUCCAUUAAGUGUUUUUAACACUUUAAACGAAUUAUUUAUCCAAUCACUGCCUGAUCAGGUGAAUAAUUGAAAUUCGAUAAUCAUUCUAAUCCUUCCAGCUUAUUAACCCGUGUAUACGCUGAUUUUUGCGCUCGACUCGUCCUAACUAGUUGAAAGAAGAAAGAAACUGCCAUAUUUUCGUACACCGUGCUCGUUAUUCGUUAUCCCUCGAGGUCUACGACGCGAUUUUUAACCCUGCUGCGUCCUUUCUUAGACUCACUCGUGAUUUCUUUAAAAUAAACAAUUUUUUAAAUAUAGAAAAUUUCUCAAAGUUAUAAUAAAAUAUAAAGGAGUCAUUAUUGAUAUGCAUAAUUUCUUAUUUUAAUUCUUUUUUAAGGUAUUAACCUGUUAAUACGGGGAAACGAAUCAUUUACAUAAUAAUCUUAUUUAGUAAUUCUAUAUCUGUUUAGGUAUAGUUCCAUGUUUGUUACAAAUAAAUUAUAUGUAUAAAAAAGAAAUGAUGCGAAGAAAGCAUAAUAGAUCGAUUUUUGUUAAUUUUCUAAUCUCUUAUAAUAGUUAUACAAAUUUCUGACUAAAUGACAACUAAGUUAACAGGUUAAAAGUGAGGUUUAUUUAACAAAACAGAAGUAAUAUUGGAAUAUGCAAACUCUGUGAUCGCAGCAGGGUUAAGGAACUACAAAAGCAACGCACAAAGCAAUUUCAAAUGACGAGGUUGAUCGUUUUCUUCGCGCUCCUACGACGACACUUUUAUUUUUGCAUUAUUCAAACUAGUAUAUUGUACGAUUUGGAAAUUAAACGAGAAUGUUUGGGAUUAUUUCUAUUUACUUUCGAAUCAUUAAAGUACACAUGAUCUUUUAUGUUUGAUAAUAAGUAUAAAAGAAUCGGUAGAGAUUUUUCUUAAAACAUUAAAAAUCUUUUGAUUUGUCGAAAUAAAUGAUAUAAAAAUGUAAAAAUCGUAGUAGCGUUAAGUCAGGUCUUUUUUUAAAUAUAAUUUUACUACGUAUUGCGAAGAUAUCCAAAUGCUUGCAAUCGGCAUAUACGUUGAAAAUAUUUCAAGAAAAAUUAAAAGACAAACCGAUAACUAUUUCUAACUUCAUUAUAGAAUCAUGUAAAUUAUGUCAACAUAGAAUACUUCAUAACGACUACGCUGUAGUUAAAAUGUCUUACCUAGCAUCUCCUUAUUUUUCAAAACAUGUCGAAAUAUUUGAAGUUCGUCAUGUCUUCUUUUUACCUUUCGAUUAAAGUUAGAUUAUACAAACUGUUACAAGACAACGAUUAAAUAUUUUAAAUUGAAUGAAAGCAAACAGAUAUUACAAUUACAAUGAAUGGUACAAGGAGAAUGAUACAUAGAACGUUUUAAGUUAAAUUAAGCUUUAUCGAGUCAAAACUCGAAAAAGAUUACAGUCAAAUACAGAUAGGUGCUUCCUUUAAAAGCAGGAAAAAAGAUAUGAUGGUUGAAAUGUUCGGUUGCAAGCGUUCCGCUAAUUACACCGUAUCUUUAAUCAGAGCCAAUUACAACCGCGAUUCUUUAUAUUUUUUUCUCGUUUUAACGGUAACUCAACUCUUCUUCCGGGUUGUGUAUGUGUACAAGCGUUGCAUAAGAGGGCGCGCGUGUAACUCGCCUCGCAACCUGAAUGAUCUAUCAACGAGACACGUGUGCGAGAAGUUCGAAUAAUUUCUAAUAUUGCUACACGCGAUUGACCUCAAUCGCGAUCGUUACAAGUCCGACAAUUGCAGACGAUAAUAUACAUAGAUUACGAGUUGACUGCCAUAAAAAGAAUUUAACCGAAGGGGGUUACGAAAAAAGUUCGUGAAAUAUUCAUGCGAUUAUGUCUCGAGAGAAGAACGAUCCUUGUACAUGAAAGCGUUUAAAUACUUACAGAAACAUUUUAUGAAUAUAUGAUGCUUGUUAUACGAAACAAAAGUCAUUAAAAAUGUCAUUAACAUUAUAACGAGAGCCAACUAUCAUGAUUAUAUUGGUAAACCGAAACAGAUCUGAAAAUAUAUGUAUAUGAGUGGAAGUAAUAGAUAGAAUAGAUAUAUAAAAUAUGUAAAAAUGGCAAAAAAUCAUAUUAUAUUAUUAUAUUACACAAUACAUCUCAAUGUUCAAUAAUAGAUAGAGUAUCUUUAACGCUUAUUAUAUAUUCAAGAUAGCUAUUCCAGAUAAGAUAUACUAAUUUUUUAUUAAAUAUAUGUUUGCAAUAAAUGAGCCAUUCAGAAACCACAUUGAUUAAUUUCAUAAAUUGAAGAAUACAGAGAGCUGAUGAUAUUACAAAUAUACUUUAGGAUUUACCAUUAUAUGUAUAUAUUAUUUUCUUGUGAUGAAGAAAUUUAUAAAAGUAAGAAUUGAGAAAUUAAUAAAAAAUGGAAUUCAUCAGAUUGGUUUGUAAGAGGAUCAAAUAUCUUAUAACUUUUUAUUUUUAGAUUUGUUUCAAACUUAACCAAUACAUUCAUACUAGCCUGGUCUUAUUACAAUGCUGGUGAGAUUUCAAAAUGUUUCAUGUAACACAUAUAAUAUGUACAUAAAAGGCUUUUGCAAGUGUUAUUGGCAAUACUUUCGUGAACAACUUCCUCGGGAAAAAUAUUUGUAGUCUUCUCAUUUUGACGCGUAGAGCGCCUUUAUCGUUAUAAGAAAACGAAGUUUAGUAUUUAAAAUGUUAAAUGUUCUGUUAGAAAAAAAAGUAUUAGAUAUCUUAUAUUAUAAGUUCGAAAUACAGAAAAUGUGAAAAAUACUCGAAACGGAAAAUUAGGGUAUUACAUGCGAGGAAGCCACGUAAUGCGGAAUCUAGUUUUAUUUAUGACAAUGUUGUCGCAUUGAUCUCCGCCAUUUAGCUUUAACCGGUCGAUUAAUUGUUCAAAUAAAAGCAGAAGAUAGAGAGAAUUUGUAUAUGAAUGAGUGGAAGGAUGUUAGAGAAAUUUAUCGUACGAUUACGUACAAUGUCAAUUAUUAUUAUUAUUUUUAUUAUCACUAGUAAUGUUAUUAUCAUUGAAUUCGUAAUUGCGUUUCCGAUUGCGAUUGAAACACAUUACGAUGAACUUGCUCUCAUUAAGGCAUGCAAAAUCGCAGCGCUGUCACUAUUUAUUUUUUAUACUUUUAUACAUACUGUUUAUACAUAUUCUAACAUCUCUAUGUUAUCAAUAAAAAUUUCUUUUCUCCAA
Messenger RNA from Bombus pascuorum, 5273 nucleotides. RefSeq lists its product as uncharacterized. NCBI's taxonomy places the organism in Eukaryota, Metazoa, Arthropoda, Insecta, Hymenoptera, Apidae. The transcript is spliced from 3 exons. The record is from RefSeq and is a predicted model, not a curated record. Bases 425 to 1072 code for a protein of 215 amino acids.